UGCAAGUUGAAGUGAAAGUGACAGGACCUACCUCUGGUGUCGUCCCGAGAGGUGUAGUGUCUGGUGGGGACAUGGAUCAGGUACCAAGCACAUCUCUCCUUGAUGACUUCCUCAUCAGUGAAGACGUCAGAAAAAGGAGCCCAAAGAAAUCAUUUAGGAAAUCUCGAGACACACCUUCCAAGAACGUGACACAAUCUGGACAUGUUCAUUUUUGUGAGAAUAGUAAUUUGCAAAGGACAAACCUCUUUCAAAACAAACAUAAGAAGUUAACCACAAAACCAGAUGUAUCUUCAAACAGAAAUAGUUCUGAAAGUGAAUCUCCACCCAAUGAUGAGCAUUUGUCUGACAGCAGUACGAAUAUUCAGGAAAGGACGGAAAGUACACCUGAAAAUGUUACUGAAACUUCUGAAAGGAAGCUUACAGAUUUUUCAAUAUUGGAUGAAAUUUUCUCAUGAAGGCAUUAAAAACAUCAAAUGAA
Molecule: messenger RNA, 478 nt
Organism: Pecten maximus
Lineage: Eukaryota; Metazoa; Mollusca; Bivalvia; Pectinida; Pectinidae
Exons: 2
Coding region: 72-455 (127 amino acids)
Source: RefSeq, a predicted model, not a curated record